AAAUUUAACAACAGAAAAAAGGGAUUGGAGUUUUUUGGGGUAAGAGAGAGAAAAACAGGAAAAAUUAAAGCCAUUUUCUCUCUCUUCAAUUCCCAGUUUUCUCCUUUCCCUUUGAAUCUCCCUCUUUUCCACCCAACCAGAAGUUUUGUUGUCUCAGCUGCAUUUUAUCAAACAAUGUCUUUUUCAGAAGAUAUGGGGACUCUGCCCAUCAAUUGUACCGCGGUCGCAAUCGAUAAAGAUAAGCAUAGUCAGUAUGCUGUAAAAUGGGCAAUUGAUCAUCUUUUAUCUGGGAAUCAUUUCCUCAUUUUGGUCCAUGUUAGACAGAGAAAUCAUAUUCUUUGUUUGGGGUUUUAUUUGUUUGUCUUAUUGAAAUGUUGUUUGUUUGCAGCUGAUCAAUCUAUGGCAGGUCUUGAACCUGACCCACAACAUAUUUUCAUCCCUUUUCGUGGAUAUUGUGCUCGAAAAUCGGUUCAAUUGAAAGAGGUAGUUCUUGAAGAUAAUGACAUACCUAAGGCUAUUCUGGACUAUGUUAACAGCAACUUCAUCACUAACAUUGUUAUUGGCGCAUGUUCAAGAAACGCUCUUGUGAAAACCUUUAAAAAGCCUGACGUGCCAAGCUAUGUGACAAAAUGUGCACCAGAGUUUUGCUCUGUGUAUGUGAUUGCAAAGUCGAAAGUGCUCAGUGUACGUUCAGCACAGCGUCCUGUUGCAAAUACUCCUACUCCUCCUAGGCUUCCAUCUUCACUUGGAUUAACGCAUCAACAAUCAGUUGAACAUGCAUCUAUGGACGAUUUCAACACAAGAGCAUCUUCUCUCCGAGGAUCAAUGAACUCCAAUGGCACUGAAAGGAUUUCUUGGGAAAGAAACAGCGAUAGCAGCAGGGCUGGACGAAGGACCCUGAUGGGGAGUUCCUGGAAGAUUUCGUCAUCAAUGGAUAAUAUAGAUAUUGGUGGUGGGACUACCAGCAACCGCAGUUCCUUGUCUGAUGAUGAUAAUCAUGAGCAUUUUUCAUUCCGUAAUAUGAUUGAUGUGGCAGCCAAGGACUCAGACUUUUCUUUUGUUAGUGGUCCAAGAAGGGAUGACACUCAGCAAUCAAAUGAUCUAGAGGCAGAAAUGCGACGCCUGAGGCUUGAGUUGAAGCAAACUAUGGAUAUGUACAGCUCAGCUUGCAAGGAAGCCAUCAACGCAAAGCAGAAGGCUAAAGAGCUAAAUGACUGGAAGUUGGAAGAACUUCGAAAAUAUGAGCAAACAAGGUAUACUGAAGAGUCAGCUCAUGCACUUGUUGAGAUGGAGAAGGCCAAGUGCAAAGCUGCAAUCGAAGCUGCUGAAGCGGCACAGAAGUUAGCUGAGAAAGAAGCACAGAAAAGGAAGUUUGCAGAAUUGAAGGCUAAGCAAGAAGCUGAUGAGAAGAAUCGAGCACUAACUGCAUUGGCGCAGAAUGAUGUAAGGUACAGGAAAUACAGCAUAGAUGAAAUAGAAGUUGCCACUGAAAAAUUUUCCCCACAAUAUAAAAUUGGUGAAGGUGGAUAUGGACCUGUUUAUAGAGGUAGACUAGAUCAUACACCAGUUGCCAUCAAAGUAUUAAGGCCAGAUGCUGCACAAGGAAGGAGACAGUUCCAACAGGAGGUUGAGGUCCUAAGCUCCAUGAGACAUCCGCAUAUGGUUCUUCUCCUAGGGGCGUGCCCCGAGUAUGGUUGCUUGGUUUAUGAAUACAUGAACAACGGAAGCUUGGAGGACCGGCUCCUCCGAAAAGGCGGAACCCCCUCUAUUUCUUGGCGAGUUCGGUUCAAAAUAGCAGCUGAGAUUGCUAUUGCGCUUACAUUUUUGCACCAGGCAAAACCAGAACCCCUGGUGCACCGUGAUCUAAAGCCAGCUAAUAUUCUUUUAGACCGCAAUUAUGUGAGCAAAAUCAGUGACGUUGGUCUUGCAAGAUUGGUUCCGCCUUCUGUAGCAAAUAGUGUCACACAAUAUCACAUGACUUCUGCUGCAGGAACUUUCUGUUACAUUGAUCCUGAGUAUCAGCAGACAGGGAUGUUGACCACCAAAUCUGAUGUAUAUUCCUUGGGGAUAAUGUUGCUUCAGAUAAUUACUGCAAAGCCUGCAAUGGGUUUAAGUCAUCAUGUUCAAAGGGCCAUUGAUAAUGGAACUUUUUCUGAAAUGCUGGACCCUACUGUACAUGACUGGCCAGUUGAUGAAGCUCUCUCAUUUGCAAAAAUGGCCUUAAAAUGUUGUGAGCUUAGAAAAAGAGACCGUCCAGAUAUUGGUAGUAUUGUGUUGCCAGAACUCUGCAGGCUAAGAGAUUUUGGUAUGACUGAAGAUCCCAACAACUUCUAUGCUUAUCAGCCUGUAAAUCAUAAGCCAGUUCCACGCCCACGGUCGACGAUAGGCCAGGGUAGCUCACGCCCUUCAUCAAGAUCACCCCACAGAUCACCACAUUCAAGCCAGGGUUCAACAAGAACGAGUCCUUGGACACCACCACAAAGUUGAGAUCAAGGACGCAGAACUUCUAUAGUAAGCUCAUAG
This is a messenger RNA of Beta vulgaris subsp. vulgaris (sugar beet), 2523 nucleotides long. RefSeq names its product U-box domain-containing protein 51. The transcript has 9 exons. Lineage: Eukaryota; Viridiplantae; Streptophyta; Magnoliopsida; Caryophyllales; Amaranthaceae. The record is from RefSeq and is a predicted model, not a curated record. Gene Ontology annotation, molecular function: ATP binding; protein kinase activity. Gene Ontology annotation, biological process: protein phosphorylation.